Molecule: messenger RNA, 2244 nt
Organism: Linum trigynum
Lineage: Eukaryota; Viridiplantae; Streptophyta; Magnoliopsida; Malpighiales; Linaceae
Source: the annotation of a GenBank genome assembly
UUUCAAGCAAAGGAGAAAACUGCCUCCACCAAACCAAAACGACGCCGUUUUGUGCACUUCAGAGAAAAAAAUGAAGGAAAUAGGGUGGAUAUCGGGACGAGGCUAUCAAACUUUUCCAAAAUCCCUAAUCGUUGUCUCCAGUCUCCAGCACUCCAAUGAGGCAGGCCUGCCGCCCCCUCCUUACUCGUCAUCGCCUGUCGCCGCCAUCGCGAGGCAGGCCUUCCAGGCUCUAGCGAAGAAUCUGCAGCUGCUACAAGGCUUUCAACCGUUGCCGCCAGUCCACCACCUUCCAGCGAAGAAUUUGCAGCUACUAUAAUGCUCCAAGCCUCCAACACGGCAGCGUCUGUCGCUUAUCGCCCAUCGGACUCGUCAUCGCCUGUUGCCACUCGCCGACGACACAACUGGUUAGUUUCUGUCUCUUCCUUUUCCUAGCCCAUCUCCACUUCAGUCUUCACUAAUUUGAGUAGUUGUGGUUCAUUGUACAUCAGUAACUAUGAAGAUUCGUCGUCUACUCAAUGAAGGGGAAAGCAAUUGUUUUUAUUAGCUCCUAUGACAAAGAGUUGGAUUGUACGAUUAAUUAAUAUAGAGGCGGAGGCGGAAACAACGGUGGCUGUUGUAGUGGUGGGAGAUCGAUGGAUCGAAGAGUACAGCGGAAGAGCCAUGUGGUCAUUGCUCGAUAAUAGUUUGCUUUAAUUUAGACAUGAAUUGCGGGUAUUUAUUCUUUUAUCUAAACUCUGUGAACUCAUAUUUUACAUAGUUUAUUCCGUAUUUAACAAAUUUUUAACUAUUAUACAGGAUGCAUAAAAACUUACGCUUUUACGCUUUGAUUCACCGAUUUUCGAUUUUACCCAUUUUACGCUUUUAGGUAGAAUCGCGCUUUUGACGGCAUUGAUUGAAAGUAGUGAAUUGACGACUUUAGUCGAGAAGUCAAUUCACUAUUCUGUACUGAAUUCACUUCGAUAGUGGAGGUUUGGUUCGUUAGGGCCUCAAUCUGUUUACUCCGGUGGAGGUUAGUCGCCCGCUAGAGACUCAGAUUGAGAGGGUCUGGAGACCUUUUGUCGAGAAUUCAGACUGUUUAAGAACCUCCCGCAGUAUAACUAUCAUUGAAAUUGAACUUGGUAAAUUACAAUCCGGCUUAACUGCAGUCUAGGGGGAACCAUAUCCGGGUGACCUCUCUCGACUUGAAAACAACCUUUUUACUUGCUUUGCUUGUUUGCUUGUUUGGAUCUUCAUUAAAGUUUCACUGCUAAAUAAUAAGAACUCACAGAGUAGUAAUCACAUCUAGGACCCGGGUUGACAUUAAAACCCGAACCCGCUAUACUACGCUUUAGGAGGUGGUUACACAUGGCCAUUUUCUAGAGUGACGGUAAGAGCGAGUCACCCAAAGUAAAGGAGCUAUGUGGUGUUUAAAUCCACCAAACAAACCAAUCUCCUCAAGCAUCUCUGCUUUAGUUCGUGUCUCAUCCAUAUCUCUGGUACAGUAAACUUGAUUGAGCCCCUCCAAUCAAUGGUCCUAUCAAGCCAAAAGUGGACCCUAAAAUAGCAGUGUCUUUCUCCCUAGUCCCAGAGCGAUCAAUGCGUGUGAGGGGUAAGGAGAGAAUAACUAACCAGAAGGCAAACCGCAGUUCCAACGCAAAUGAGCCGCCAAGAUUUCGUUGGGAACGAAACAGAGACACCAUUAGAGGUGGCAAUUAGGAUCCAAAUCCAUGAAUCCAAUCCAAUCCAUCCACCAAAUUAUCCACCUAAUCCAAUCCAUUUAAAUCCAAUCCAUUUGAUCCAAAUCCAAUUGGAUUGGUGGAUUCAUGGAUCAAUCCAUGGAUCCAAAUGGCAAAUUACGAUUUGGUACCUAUAUUUUUUAUAUUUUACAUUUUGGUACCUAAAAUUUAUAUUUUUAUACGAAAAAUAUCAUUGGAAAAUUACAUUUUGGUACCUAAAAUUUUUCAUCAUGACAUUUUAGUAUCUAAACUUUUCAAAAUUUACAUUUUGGUCCAAGCCUUGAAUGUCAUUUGGAUUCAUGGAUCAAUCCACCAAUCCAUUUGAUCCAAUCCAUGAAUCCACCAAUCCAUUGGAUCCAAUCCAUUUGAUCCAUGAAUCCACCAAUCCAAUCCACGAAUCCACGAAUCCGAUCCAAUUGCCACCUCUAGACAUCAUGCACCCUCCCAUACUUGAGUCGCAUCCGAGUUGUAAUAGUAAAUAUGAGUCACAAUGUGCAGUGUUUUAUGACAGUAAAUGGCCCUUAGAGCA